This is a messenger RNA of Dermacentor silvarum, 1361 nucleotides long. RefSeq names its product nuclear transcription factor Y subunit gamma (gene Nf-YC). Gene Ontology annotation, cellular component: CCAAT-binding factor complex; nucleus. The transcript has 11 exons. Gene Ontology annotation, molecular function: DNA binding; DNA-binding transcription activator activity, RNA polymerase II-specific; protein heterodimerization activity. Gene Ontology annotation, biological process: regulation of DNA-templated transcription. Bases 41 to 1207 code for a protein of 388 amino acids. NCBI's taxonomy places the organism in Eukaryota, Metazoa, Arthropoda, Arachnida, Ixodida, Ixodidae. The record is from RefSeq and is a predicted model, not a curated record.
UGGUGCGUCGUGUGCGCUGCGAAGGAAAUGUGCAGCGCCUAUGGUCGAGAACCUAGCCACUGAGUGCGAGCGGUCGGCUGUCGUCCUAUCAACUUUGUCCAAUGGGGCGGGCAACAUGUCUGAUUCGCAAUCAUACACCAAUGCCUCUGGCCAGUCAGAGGCCCAGCAGGCAUUGGAAUACUUCUGGCCACGCGUCAUGGAGGAAACGAGGAACCUGGGUGUGAAUGAAUUCAAGAACCAGGAAUUGCCACUAGCCCGUAUAAAGAAGAUAAUGAAGCUAGACGAAGAUGUUAAGAUGAUCAGUGCUGAGGCACCAGUACUAUUUGCCAGGGCUGCUGAAAUCUUCAUCACCGAGCUCUCGCUCCGUGCCUGGGUUCACACGGAAGAUAACAAGAGACGCACAUUACAGAGGAAUGACAUUGCCAUGGCUAUCACCAAGUACGACCAGUUCGACUUCCUCAUUGACAUCGUGCCAAGGGACGAGCUCAAGCCAGCCACCAAACGGGCAGAAGAGACAGUGCGGACGACGACCAUGCCCGCCGACCAGGUCCAGUACUACUUCCAGUUAGCCCAACAACACCAAGCAGCCCUACAGCAACAGCAACAACAGCCCACAGCCACCCUAACGACAGCUGCACAGCCACAGAUUCAGAUAGUGCAGGCAUCUGGCACCAACCCACAGGCCCUGACAGUACAGAAUGCAACACCUUCUUUUUCAAUGCCCUCUGUGCUACAAGUGCAACAGGUUGGUGCCGCAGAGCAGCAGCAACAAGCGCAGCAACAACAGCAGCAGCAGAUACAGCUGCAGACCCAGCCGCAGGUGGUGCAGCUGCAGCAACCCGUGCAGACACAGCAGGUUGCGCAGCAGGGAGGCAUCCAGAUUGUGCAGCAAGUCAUCAACAGCAACGGGGAGAUACAGCAGAUUCCGAUCCAGCUGACACCUGCGCAACUGCAGUUGAUCCGGAUGCAGAUGCAAGGACAGAGCACGGGUCAGCCCAUCAUCAUCCAGACAGCACCCAUCCCCCAGGCGGCACCUCAGCCCCCACCGCAGCAGCCACAGACACUGUACCAGAUCCAGCAAGCUCCAGGACAGCCAGCCUCGGUAUUCCUGGCUCCAGCAGGGGCAGUGGCAGGCACACAACAAACCGUCCAGAUUCAGACGCAACAGGAGGCACAAGCCACCGAAGACGACGGCACGGACCAAUGACAACAGAGGGCCCGUGGCUGUUGAUCCCCCUUGUAAAAGCAUUGUUGUACAGACACCCGCUCCACCACCGCCAAAACUUGCCUUUUGUAGCACACCGUACUUGUCUUCUGGAAUAAAUGGGACAAGUGGCAUCAUCACCUUCACCACCUUGUAA